This is a messenger RNA of Manduca sexta (tobacco hornworm), 4508 nucleotides long. Its product is annotated as synaptotagmin-10. The transcript is spliced from 11 exons. Gene Ontology annotation, biological process: regulation of dopamine secretion; calcium-ion regulated exocytosis; regulation of calcium ion-dependent exocytosis. NCBI's taxonomy places the organism in Eukaryota, Metazoa, Arthropoda, Insecta, Lepidoptera, Sphingidae. The record is from RefSeq and is a predicted model, not a curated record. Gene Ontology annotation, cellular component: membrane. Gene Ontology annotation, molecular function: phosphatidylserine binding; calcium-dependent phospholipid binding; clathrin binding. Bases 199 to 1533 code for a protein of 444 amino acids.
UUCAAUGUCAAUUCAGUAUCAACACGGUAUAUUAUUCCGACUCUUCGUUUGUUUCAGUUUGUUGUGUCAAUAGGAAUAUUUUGGAAUCGUGUUUCGAUUUUGCUUUGAGGUGCUUGGCCUCCAGAAAGCCUGGAGAGCAGUCAGUCGAGCGUGGGAGGCAGUUCGGUAGAUUACGCCGCAGCAUUGCUGUUAGCUGCGAUGGCCGCUGUACUUCUUGCUGCUGUGGGUUACCAGUGCGCUGCGACAUGGCGAUGGCUUAUGGGAAGGACUCGCCGUGAUUCCGAGGAGAGCAACUGCGACUCGCUGUCACGCCAGGCCGCUAUCCGCAUCAGCCACUCGCUACCGGACCUGCAAACAGAACCACUGAAGCAAGAAUACGUCCAGGAACACAAGGAUCCAGCUAAAAAGGCCCCGCAGGUUCUUCGCCAGACCACGCUGCCGAUCGUGCCGACGCGCCACCAGACAUUCCAGCGUCAGCUCUCCCACCGCCUGGAGCUGCCUUCCAUCCAGUUCAGCAUCUGCAGCCUGGAGCGCGCUGAUUCUUCCAUUGGACUUAUUAAGCCGGAACUGUACAAGAACGAGCUGGUCCGACAAUCAUCUACUGACAGUGCUGAGCUGGAGUUUUGCGGGAAGCUGCACUUCGCUCUGCGCUACGACCAGGAGGUGGAGGCACUGGUGGUGAAGAUCUUCGAAGCCCGCGACUUGCCCAUCAAGGAUGUUACUGGAAGCAGUGAUCCUUACAUCAAGGUAUUCCUUCUUCCCGAUCGCAAGAAGAAAUUCCAGACCAAAGUCCAUCGCAAGAACUUGAAUCCAGUCUUUAACGAGACCUUUUUAUUCAGUGUCCCCUACGAAGAACUUCGCCAGCGCUAUCUGCAGUUCUCGGUGUACGAUUUCGAUCGGUUCAGUCGUCACGAUCUGAUCGGACACGUCGUGUUGAAAGGUCUACUGGAGUCGGCCGACUUGCAUCAAGAGAUCGAGUACACCAUGAACAUACUCGCUGCACCACAGGAGAAGAAAGAUCUCGGCGAGCUGAUGCUCUCCCUGUGCUACCUGCCGACUGCAGGUCGACUCACCGUCACCGUCAUAAAGGGAAGGAAUCUCAAGGCCAUGGACAUCAAUGGAUCUUCUGAUCCCUAUGUAAAGAUCUGCCUGAUCUGCCAAGGCAAGCGUAUCAAGAAGAAGAAGACGACAGUUAAGAAGAACACGCUGUGCCCGGUCUACAACGAGGCCCUGGUCUUCGACCUUCCAUCGGAGAACGUGUUUGACGUCACGCUGCUCAUCAAAGUCAUUGAUUAUGACAGACUCAGCCCGAAUGAGCUGAUAGGCUGCACGGCGAUCGGAUCCUCGUUGAUCGGGAUUGGCCGCGACCACUGGCUAGAGAUGCUGGACAACCCUCGCAAGCCGGUGGCGCAGUGGUACCCGCUGAACAAGAGCCUGCCCACCAACAUCCCUCUGCCCUCGAACGAUCAACAGAAUGCUGGUCUGAGCUGUUUAAAUGGGAGGUAUAUGAAGAGACAAAGGAUCAAGGACUGAAUUUAAUGGAGACGCGGCGUCGACCCACGGCAAAACCACGUUUAGCGGCGAAAACCCAAUGAGGACUUCUCGCGUUGCCAAAGAUUAUUGUAAGUAAAUGUGAUUAGAUCAAAACGGUUGUAUGUCCAUUUACUGUAGACAAGAAAAUAUACUAAAAUCAAUGUUCAGUGAUAUGAGUAGGUAUAGAAUAGAUAUAUCCGUUGAAGUAGAAAAUGAAUUUAACCCGUAUAUGAUUGUUUAUUAGUUGUAGGCGUAGUUUUGAAAAUAUCCAAAUAAUUCAUGUCAGUUCUCCUUAACCACUUUGUCCUGAACUAUAACGCACAUUUCAAAUACAAGACUUGUUCAUUGUGUACAUAUAUUAUAUGAAUGUUGUUGUCUAUAAAAAUAUUUAAACAUGUAAUUUGAAAUCUGCCUACCUGCGAAUCUAUGUUUCUAGCUCUCUGUAUAGGACAAUAAUGGAUUUAAUAAAUGGAUUAAAAAUAUUUUCUCACCUCUCAAAUAUUGUAUUCGUUAUUUACAAAAAUUUAAGGUGAAAACGAAGCUUUAAAUCGUAAUUAAAAUAUAAUACAUAAAAAAAUGUAUUUCAAAGAGUAUACUCAUGGAGAUUAUUUAUAUUAAUUAUAUAUAAAUGUGUAUUUGUAAUCAUAUCAAUUGAAGAAAGUAUAUAAAAUGUAGGAUGUUUUAUUAAUAUUUUAUUUAUUACGUGUGUAGAUUUAACGUCUUUAAUUAAAUAUGGAUAUGUUAUAAAAUAAAUGACUAUAAAGGAAAUUCGUUUUGAAAUUAAAAAGGUAAUUCUGUAUCUCAUUAUAUUAUUUAUGGAUAUGUAGAUUUAUGCUGAACUUAUAAUCAAAGUUGUCGAUGUAAUAUGUUAAAUAUUUAGCAGACUUUGUAUUUUAUAGUAAUAUCAUUUACAUGAAGCAACUUGAUUCGAAACUUCCUUUAAAAAGGAAAUAGAGAAUUCGUUUUCCAAUUGCUUUAGACACGUUCGCAUAAGAUUUACUUAGCAGUCUGUGACAAAAUUGACAUGUAUAUUAAGCGAUGUUUACAAAAAUAUAUCAAUGUAAAAGUAAUCUAAAACUCUAAUUGCAAAUAUAUUUAUUCAAAUUUACCAAUAAUUUCGUGGUAAAAUAUUCUAAAUAAAAUCAUAAAUUUUCCAAUUCUCAUAACUUGAAGUUUGUAUCAACUUAUUAGUUUGAAGCGUUUCGAAGCCGCUCUUUACUUGUAUGACAUCCUGUUAAAUGCAACUAAGCCAGCACUCAAAGGACUUUGAAGAGAUUUAUUAGUAAAUUAGUUUGCUUGUUCGUGCCUCCGCUGAUGUUGCGAAGUUUUGUUUGAUUUCAAGCGGAAUAUCAUUUAAGUUUAUUUUGCGCGGUAUCGUUAGCUUGUUUGAAUCGGCUUUGGUUUUAUAAUAAGGUUUAUGUUUGCUAGUUUAAACGAAGGUAUAAUCUUUCCUAUCGUAAUAUUGGAGUUUUAUAUUAAGGUGCCCCUCUCAGUAAAACGACGCUUUGACCGUGUUUUUGAAUGACUCGAAAUUUAUAAAAUGUAUAGAAUAAAAUGAAACAUAUUUCUACAAUAUGUUAUUUUCACUUUUGUAGUUAAAAUGUUUUAUAAUGUGCAUAUUGUGUCAUUCAUUCACAAUAAAAAUACCACUAGAAUUGUUGAUUCCGCGCAUAUCAUAAAUUACACGUAAUUUUAGUUAGCAACACAAAAAUAUUAAAUAAAAAAUUUAAUAAGGAAUAUUUCUGUACUUUAACAUUAUCAAAAAUGGGCAUUAUCGACUUUUUAAAGACACUCUCGCCUUAACUCCUGCGCAGAAAAUGAAUGGAACGAAUGCUCAAGGCCGUUUGCUCGGGGGAGAGUCUUAAAACAUGCUCUGAUAAUUUUAAUACAUCUAUUACCACAUAUUCAACCUUAUUUAUCAAUAACGAACAUUCUAUCCUGCUUUUGCUGUAGUUUACAUUUUAAGUUACCUUAAACUAGCUGUAAUAGUAUUUUUAAUUUUACAAUGAAUUAAAAAACAUAUAUCAACAUCAGUGGUUAUUUUAUCUCAACAUAUAAAAUGAUAAUGUUACGUAAUUUGCUUUUCGUUAAUAUUUAGAAUAAUUGAGUAAUUCAUUUUGUUACUCAUAGUCUUUAAAUGGUGUUAAUAUAAAGAUAUUAGUAGAUUUAAAAUAUAUUCUCAUAUCGAUGCAUAUAUGGAAAGUAGUUUAAUUAUAAAAUAUUUGAUGAAUUCAUAACUGUUGCUUUCCUUUGAGCUUCUUAAAUCUGCUUUUACUUAAACCUUCAUUUGGACUGACGUAUUUAUCCAUAUAUUAUCUAAAGUAUAAGAUGUUAUAUUAAGAUUUAGAGGUUUAUAAUGUUUCCUUACUUUUCUGCUAAAAGUUUAUGUCUAAAAUUGUCUGUCUGUAAUAGAAGUCUUCUUAUAUGAGAUGAUUCGAUGGCUUAAAGAAGUAAAAUGUUAAGAAAUAUAUAAGGUUAUGAGACGGAUUUUAAAUAAGAAUUAUAUUGCGAAGAAUAUCAAUUGUUUGUUUCGAAUUUCAUGUUGAUAUUCGUUUAUGUUAGUUAAUUUAAUUUUAUGUCCUUGAUUAUGAUCAUUAUCUUUUGUAUACGUUUGGAUCGGACUUUAAUAAAUUGUAAUACUCAUAUUAGUUUAUAAAAGAGUCGAAUGUAUUUUUCUUUACCAAAAUGUUUAUCCUCAUUUAAAAUAUUAGUUAUAUUUUAAAUAAGAUGAUCAAUCGACUGAAUUCGAUUUGGUUUUGUAAAACAUUUAAAUUUUAAAAAUUAGUAUUGAAUUUUCGUUUUAAACACAAAGUAAGAAAUGACAGUACAAGAGGUUGGACGAGAUGCUAAUAUUUUUGUAUGAGAUUAGAAAUAUUUUGGCGUAAACGAUACUUAAGUCUUUGUACUGUAAACUGUUUAAAUUUAAGUGAAUGUAAGUACUUAUACUGAUUUAUGAAUAAAAUGUUGACAUUUUU